Plodia interpunctella (Indianmeal moth) is the source of this 764-nucleotide messenger RNA. RefSeq names its product histidine-rich glycoprotein-like. Lineage: Eukaryota; Metazoa; Arthropoda; Insecta; Lepidoptera; Pyralidae. The coding region runs from base 44 to 691 and encodes 215 amino acids. Gene Ontology annotation, cellular component: extracellular matrix. The record is from RefSeq and is a predicted model, not a curated record. The transcript has 4 exons.
AUCAGUUGACCACAGUCAAUCCAGGAAAUCACCAGUCAACAAAAUGUUCAUCAAAGUUGUUGCAAUCAUCGCCUUCAUAGGCAUCUGUCAAUCCGCGCCAGCUGAUCAUCAUCACGCGUACUCCUCCCAGAGCAUCGUAGUACACCAUGAGCACAAAGAAAAAAAACACGAGCCUGAACAUCACAGAGUCGAAGAGUACAAAGAAGAGCCCAAACACGAAUACAAUGAGCAAAAAUACGAACCUCAAAUACACAAACAUGUUGUCAAACAUGAACAUAAACACGAAGUCAAGCAUGAAGUGAAACAUGAAGAGAAACAUAAACACGAAGAAAGAACUAACCACAAAAAUGAGAACAAACAAAUCCAACAUAAAGAUGAGCCACACAAACCUGCCAUUUCCUCUCAGCACAUCGAGCGUCAUGACAUCCCCGCUCACCCACCGAAAGGCUUCAAUGACCACCAUGGCCACGCUAAGUACGAGUUCUCAUACAAGGUGCACGACCCUCACACUCACGACGUGAAGCAGCAGCAUGAGACCCGAGACGGUCACUCCGUGCACGGCGUCUACAGUCUGCACGAGGCUGACGGCUCCAUCCGCACUGUCAAGUACUCCGCGGAUAAGAAGACUGGAUUUGAAGCCGACGUCAAGCACACCACAAAGCAUGUUGAAGAGCACAGGCAACACCACUGAUCGACUGAUCUUGUUAUAUUUAAAACCUGGACUUUAUGUAUAAUUAUUUAUUCUAUCAUGUUACAAAGUAAAU